Messenger RNA from Thalassophryne amazonica, 3505 nucleotides. RefSeq names its product toll-like receptor 22 (gene tlr22). The record is from RefSeq and is a predicted model, not a curated record. Bases 210 to 3077 code for a protein of 955 amino acids. NCBI's taxonomy places the organism in Eukaryota, Metazoa, Chordata, Actinopteri, Batrachoidiformes, Batrachoididae. Gene Ontology annotation, cellular component: membrane. The transcript has 4 exons. Gene Ontology annotation, biological process: inflammatory response; immune response; toll-like receptor signaling pathway. Gene Ontology annotation, molecular function: transmembrane signaling receptor activity; protein binding.
CUCACUUCCUGAACAGAUCAAUAAAAUGACCAGCGACAGAUCAGAGUCACUCAUCCGUAAAGUAAAUGAGUUUGUCAGCAAGCAACAUCUCAUCUGUUGAAGGCGGCAUAAAAAACUGAUUCUGCUGCUUUCCUUCAUCCCAAGAAACUCUGUCUUGACUCAACAUCAGUUCUCAAACAUCUAAGAGUUUCAUUUCAAGGGUUCUUGAAAUGAAAGCGGCUACAACAAUGCAAACGGGACAACUGAUGUACUUCCAUCUCAACAUUCUUCUCUACUCAAUGAAUAUCAUUUUUUGCAGUUUUCCAGUCAACGGAUUUUCACUCAAGUCUUGCCGAAUCAGCUACUCAAAGGCACUGUGCAUUAGCGCUCAACUCACAGAGGUUCCUCAAGACAUUCCACCAAUAUUGACAGGUUUCGACUUGUCCGUAAACAAAAUUCCCAAAAUUCAAGCAUCUGAUUUUAAAAAUCAACCACAUCUGAUCAGUUUGAACCUGAAACACAACAAAAUUUCUCAGAUAGCUGGAGGUGCGUUUAGCAAUCUGAUUGCCUUGAAGGUGUUAAACCUCAAUAACAAUAAACUUGUUGCACUGGGAGACAGUCUCUUUGAUGGUUUGAGUAACCUCACAGAGUUACGAAUCGUGAACAACGGCAUCAAAUCUGUGUCGCCUUCCACAUUUAAGCCUUUAGGAAGGUUGCAGGUGUUGGACUUGUCGAGCAACAAACUGGUAUACUUAUUCACAGUUUCUUACAUUUUACAACACGUGCCGAAUCUACGUGAGCUGAACAUUAAACAGAACACUUUAUGGGCUUUUAUGUCGGAGAAGUUGUCAAAUAAGUCAAUAGGACUAAUGUCACUUGAUUUGUCACAAAAUCACCUCAGUAGCUUUACGAUGAGUGCAGAUGUUUUCCCGAACCUCACGUGGCUAAACCUCAGCGGCACGGCUAAAAAGCGUCAUUUAAAAUGGGAGGUGAGGAACACAACUUUUCUGAGACACGUCUCCAUUCUUGAUAUUAGUUCGUUUCGCUUGCCAUUGGAUAAAAUAAAAAUGAUAUUAGAGAGUUUCAACUCCUCCCUUACCAAUCUGAGGAUGAAUUCAAUGAAAAAUAAUAUCAAAACGCUCGUCAGCAUUUCCUGCUCAAUCCCAACGCUGUCCACGCUGCAGCUCCAGAACAACCAGCUCACAGCUGUCGCUUUUGAUUUCUUUCCACUGUGCACUAAUGUGACUGAGAUCGACUUAUCACAAAAUCAGAUUGUAAAAAUCAACGAAAAUGCCUUCAAACCUCUUGAAGCACUCAGGAUUUUAAAUCUGAGGUGUAACAGGCUUUCAUCUGUUCCAAGUGCCAUCAGAAAUCAACCAACUCUUGUGGAACUGGACCUCAGCAGCAACAAAAUCAGAGCACUCGGUUGUCAAGACUUCGCCAACUUGAUAAAGCUCAGAGAGCUCAGUCUUAAUCAGAAUUCUCUCUCGGCUCUAACAAAUUGUACGUUCAGGGAAUUAAUUAACUUGCAGGUACUGAAGCUGCAGCACAACAGCAUCGCUUCACUGUACGGGUCUUUCCAGAAGUACUUGCCAACUCUCAAAAUUCUGCAUUUGAAUAGUAAUAAGCUCACAACAAUCGCACGCGAGGAAUUUAUGGGUUUGCGUUCCCUCCAGAACUUGUCAUUACAAGAAAACCAAAUUAAUUAUCUUGAUAAAGGGGCUUUUAAUAAAUUGAGAAAUCUUAGUUAUCUUCAGCUACAGUCUAAUGGACUUGAAGCAAGUGGAAUACAAAAUGUUUUCAGCACUCUUAAAAAUUUACAAAGGCUGGAUUUGAGUAACAACCGCAUUAGAUAUCGCAAUGAUGUACCUUUGUCUGAGCCACCAUUUUCUCAACUGUCCCAGUUGGAGUAUUUGUUUUUACCAAGUCAACACCACAGGGGGAAAGGUUCUCUGCCUCGUAAUCUUCUGCAAGGUUUGACAAAUCUAUUAUAUUUUGACACCAGGGACAGCCGACUUGCAUCCUUGCAUGCAAACACCUUUAAUUAUACACCUCGGUUGAAAGUUCUGUAUAUAAACUCGAACGAGAAGAUGGCUGUCUCUCCAGAUUUGUUUGCCCCAAUUUCGAACCUUAAAAGCCUCUACAUAUCUAGAACAACUCUUGGUUCUCUGAAUAUCCUUCAAAAAGCAAACCUUACCAAGCUUGAGUUCCUGCAAGCAAGAAUGAAUCAAUUUUCAGUCAUCAGUAAAGAGACAAUAAAGUCUCUUCCAGCCCUUUUGUACCUGGAUCUUCAAAAUGACACUUUCUAUUGUAACUGUGACAACGCCUGGUUCCUCCAGUGGGUGAAAGACAACAACCAAACACAAGUUUUUGAUGCCUACAACUUUGUUUGCCAAUACCCUCAAGACCUUGCAGGAACAAAACUGUUGGAACUUGAUGUCCGCUCUUGCUCACUGGACACUGAAUUCAUCUGCUUCUUGUCCACCACAUGUGUGAUCGUGUUUUUCAUGGCGGUGACCUCCACAUAUCACUUUCUACGAUGGCACCUGGUCUACGGCUAUUAUUUCUUCCUGGCUUUGCUUUUUGACAGAAAGCAAAAGAACAAACAGACACCUCAUCAGUAUGAUGCAUUUGUUUCUUACAACAUCUAUGAUGAGCCUUGGGUCUUUGGAGAACUGCUACCAAAACUCGAGGAAGAACAAGGCUGGAAGUUGUGCCUGCACCAUCGAGACUUCCUGCCAGGGAAACCAAUCAUUGAUAACAUUACGGAUGCCAUCUAUGGAUGCAGAAAGACCAUCUGUGUGAUAAGUCACCAUUACCUUGAGAGCGAGUGGUGUUCCAGAGAGAUCCAGAUGGCCAGUUUUCGUCUGUUUGAUGAGAGAAAAGACGUGCUGAUCAUGGUUUUUCUGGAGGAGAUUCCCACCCGUCAGCUGUCUCCUUACUACCGCAUGAGGAAGCUGCUGAAGAAGCAGACCUACCUGAGCUGGCCCAGAGCUGAGCAGCACACCCAGCUGUUCUGGGAGAAACUCAACCAGGCUCUGCAGACCAGACAAGAUCACAACAGCAUGUACAUGAUGGAUGUGACGAACGCACAGUGAGGAAAAGCACUUAUGGACACUGACAGCCAAAUCAUCUCAUUAGUUUGUGUUACUCAUAGACUUUUCAUCUUCAUCCACAUCUGUUUGCCUGAUUGUUUGAUGUUUUAUUUUCAUAUUGCUCAUAUAGCCAAUAGGAAUAUAGUGUUCGUGUAGUACCACCAUGUGGUAGGUUGUUGGAACUGCACUUAAAAGACAUUGAAAAUGGAGCACAUUUGUUUGCAAUUAUUGCGUCCUACUAUGUGUAAAUGUAUGCAAUCACAAUACUGCAUUGUAUUUCAUAUUUUUAGUCUUACACAUGCACACACACACACACACACCACCCCCACCCCCACCGUGGGUAGUAUUUACUACCUUACUUUCUACUGAAUUGGAGAGCAACACUGAUUGUACAUUAAAGGCACCAGAGGGGUGAUACCUGUGUACCUGAC